UUUAAUAAACUCAAAGCAACGUCGUCGCUGGCCACUUGAGCAGUAGUUCCUUCGGAGUAAUACAAACAGUCUGUUGGUAACUGGACAGCAUUUCAGUUUGUUUUAAAAUUUCCACCCAAUAAAAUUAGCGUCAACUAAUGUUUGUGCGAAGGAAUACGGAAUAUAGUGCGACAGUUUUAGAUUGAACCCUCGAUCCUUCUAGUUAUUAUGGCCGUAUUGGGAACUGAAUUUCGAAAAGGAUUUAUUCUGCUCAGUUUAAUUGGCAUCGUCUACAUUUCGCUGACUGCUUACAAAAUGAACAGCGUCGCAGAAUUAUUUCAAAGUGGCGUCCAUCUUCUCCAAAAUGAAACGCGAAAUUACGCUCAACAAUUUAUCCAUUCAGCCCAAAAGAAAAAUCCAUCAAAAAAAUGGUGGUCUGAUCGCAAUUUCACCGUUAUCAGUCGCGAAUUUUUCCAAUACUUGGCCAGCCAAUUACGUGGCACACCUUAUCCCGGAGCUAAAAACUACACCAACUACAUCGUGGCCCAGUCAUGGCUCAAACCAUUACCCGGUGUCGUACCUUUGCGACCUGAUUUCGGGCCGGUGUUGAACGACGUCACUUCAUUCCGAUAUCCAAUCGAAAUUAAAUCGUGUCGACAAGACGAUAAGAUUCGUCGCACUAACGCUUCCGGACUUUUUGUGGCUGUUAUAUCCGCACCGGAUCACUUUGACAAACGAAAUCUCAUCCGCCAAACAUGGCUGCGCCAAUUAGAACAAAAGCAAUUGAAUCGCUCGGUGAUUUUAACUGGCCACGGUUUUAUUCUCGGCCUGACAAAAGAUUUGAAAAUUCAAGAGCGGAUCAAAGUGGAGAGCCACAAGUUUAAUGACAUCCUCCAAAUCGACAUGAUCGAUCAUUACUUUAAUUUAACGCUGAAAGAUGUCGGUCUAUUGAAUUGGUUGAAUAAAGAUCACUGCCGGGCGGAUUUUGUGCUGAAAGUAGACGACGAUAUCUUCGUCAAUGUCCGGAAUUUGAUAUCGUCCAUGAAACCUCUUCAUCCGCCCGAGAAAAGUCUUUACGGAUCCGAGACUGACGAUCGGCCACAACGGGAGGGAAAAUUCAAAGUUAGUUUGGAAAACUGGCCUUGGAUUAAGUACCCGAUUUACGUCAGCGGAGGCGGCAUGAUUAUUUCCGGAAGUGCUAUUAGCUCCUUAUUAGCCGCUGCUCAAACCACGCCUUAUUUCGCGUUCGAGGAUACUUACCUCACCGGGCUAUGCACUGGCAAAGCGGGGAUUAAAGUGCGCUGCUCCCCAAGCUUCUUUGUGAUGUUCGAUUAUGGUGACGCCCCGGAACCUUGCCAUGUUCGUAACUCUGUUUCGUGGCUGACGGAUUCCGCGGAACAUUUCAACAAAUCCUAUUGGGCCACUCGGGACUUUUAUAAUAACGUGACGCAGUGCAUCUUCCAGCAAGGACCGGAUGGUGAGACUCAGACGGCGGAUCCGACGGAAAUGAUUCAUUUCCCUUUUUCAAAGUGAUCAAUAAUAAUUUGAUAAAGAAAACGAAAGAUUUAAGUGAAUUAUUUUGGAA
Daphnia pulicaria is the source of this 1564-nucleotide messenger RNA. RefSeq names its product beta-1,3-galactosyltransferase 5-like. The transcript has 3 exons. Gene Ontology annotation, molecular function: hexosyltransferase activity. Bases 208 to 1512 code for a protein of 434 amino acids. The record is from RefSeq and is a predicted model, not a curated record. Lineage: Eukaryota; Metazoa; Arthropoda; Branchiopoda; Diplostraca; Daphniidae. Gene Ontology annotation, cellular component: membrane.